This is a messenger RNA of Trichoderma virens Gv29-8, 1524 nucleotides long. RefSeq lists its product as uncharacterized. Gene Ontology annotation, molecular function: nucleosome binding; histone binding. The record is from RefSeq and is a predicted model, not a curated record. The transcript has 4 exons. NCBI's taxonomy places the organism in Eukaryota, Fungi, Ascomycota, Sordariomycetes, Hypocreales, Hypocreaceae. The coding region runs from base 1 to 1524 and encodes 507 amino acids.
AUGGCCCAAUCACUCAAUUCGCAGCGAAUCGACGCCAUCUUCCAGUCUCGGCCUGACAUCAUUGCCAGGAUCAACCAAGCUGCAGACUCUGCUGGACGGAUUGCCCUUUUCAAUGAUAUUGCCGACCACGUCUACGAACGAUUGCAAGAGAAUGGCGAGCCAGCGCAGAAGCGGAGGAAAGUCGGCGCAGAGCAGGCAAAUGGCAGCCCGAGCAGCCAGGUAGUGCUGUCGAAUGCGGCAGACGAGGCCGUUCUCUUGGAAAUCAAAGAGAUUUCUGUGUCGGUUCCGCAGAGGAAAAAGCUCGAGAUUUGCUUCACCUCGAAUCACUUAUAUGCCAGAGCCCCUGGGACAACCGCUCCCCUCCAAGGCAUCAGCUAUGCGUGGAGAGAUAUUGAGUAUGCAUUCUAUCUUCCCGUACCCGACAAGGCACAGGUGCAAUACAACUACAUCAUAUUCCCCAAGGGAACUUGUUUACCGGCCAAGACAGGCGCUCCCCCGUCCGCUGAGCCAUUUGUUUUCACUGUUCCCGUUACUGCCCCCAAGCAAGGAACUAUUGGAGGAUCGGAAGCAGGGGCCGCCGCAGCAGUAUCAGACACAUACAAGUCCCUGUUCCACUGGGCCCUGACCAAGCGAUUACAGGCGGCCGGUAGUACCGUCAAGAUUGUCUCUGCCGACCCAAACAAGUUCCGCAGCAUGGUUCGCCAACCUCAUCGACCCAACGAAACGGCAGUCCAUGUCAGUGGCUUCAGGGGCUCCAAGGACGGCUAUCUCUUCCUCCUCGAAAAUGGCAUCCUGUGGGGAUUCAAGAAGCCGCUCAUCUUCAUCCCUACCAAUCGCAUUGCUGCAAUCAGCUACACCAACAUUCUUCAAAUCACGUUCAACAUGGUGGUUGAAAUCUUCACUGAGGAGGAUGGCAAGACGGAGGAACUGGAGUUUGGCAUGCUGGACCAACAAAACUACGGCGGGAUUGACGAUUACAUCAAGAUGAAUGGCCUCCAAGAUAGGAGCAUGGCUGAACAGAGGAAAGCGAAGCUGCAGCUGGCCGAAAACAAGGGUCCCAAGAAGAAGGAUGGAGACGCAGCAAACGGCGAUGCUGAGGCCGCCGAGGGAGAAGGAGAUGGCAUGACGGAGCUGGAACGCGCACAACUCGAGGCUGAGCAGCAGCUACAAGAUGAUGAGGACGAAGAUGAAGAAGACUAUGACCCGGGAAGUGAGGGCGAUAGUGAGGGAUCAGGUUCUAGCGAUGAUGACGACGAUGACGACGAUGACGAUGACGAUGACGAAGAUGAUGGCGAAGAUGACGGCGAAGAGGAGGAAGGUGGAGAAGAAGAAGAAGAAGCAGAGGGCGAGCAGGAGGAGGAGGAGGAGGUCAAAGAAGAGCCGCCGAAGCCUGCUGCCCCACCAGCCAAGACCGAGACGCCCAGUGUUCCCGUUCGAACCGGCUGGGCAGCUUUCACGUCCAGACCAGCAGCCGACGUGGACAUGGCUGAGGGCGAUGACGAGAAGUUUGACGUGGUGGGAUGA